Molecule: messenger RNA, 1706 nt
Organism: Pygocentrus nattereri (red-bellied piranha)
Lineage: Eukaryota; Metazoa; Chordata; Actinopteri; Characiformes; Serrasalmidae
Exons: 7
Coding region: 65-988 (307 amino acids)
Cellular component (GO): plasma membrane
Source: RefSeq, a predicted model, not a curated record
AGCGAAACUUUCACUUCUACAUUGUUGACUUUGAGUCGUUGAGGACAGAAAGACGUUCAUCACAAUGAGAGCCUGCAUUAUUCUCACCUCUGUGAUUCUCGCCUUCCUGAGAAGUGGCUCCGCUUCUCUGGUAGUGAAAGGUCCAGCUGGUCCUGUUGUGGAGGGGGAAGAAGUGACCCUGGAAUGCGUGGACACAGAAUCUGAAUUCAACAUGAGCACGGUGCACUUCGAAAAGCUUUCAAGGCACAUGAGGACGUGGUACCGGCUGGAUCUGGAUGAGUACAACUAUCUCUACCGCCGCUGUUUCUAUUAUGAUGUGGAUGUGAAGAGAGAGGAUGGCCGCCUGCUCCUCUGGCUCCCCAGGAUCCAGACCUGGUCGGCUGGACCAUACCGCUGUGUUGCCGACAACGCCACAGAGCAGAUGAACAACUCCAUGACUUACACCAUACCUGUGCACUAUAUGCGAGAAGUGUCAGUGUACAGAAGUGGCUUGGGCUCAUUCACUCGCUAUUUCACCACACAGCAGGAGCUUCGUGUGCAACUAGGAGAUGAUGUAGAGCUGGAAUGCUCCACAUCUGCUUCUGAGAGCCCUCAGUACUUCUGGGCCAAAGAGGGAGAAGACUGGAUUGUGCCCGCCAGCAAGCUGAAGCUAGCGCAAGUGAGGGACUUGGACAGUGGAAAAUACACCUGCACGGCUCAGCACCCCACCGUGGGCUCCCUCUCCAAGAAACGCACCAUCAGCAUCACCGUGCUGCCAGAGGAUGCCGCAUGGUAUGAAACGACUACUGGCCGCAUCGCUCUCAUGGCAGCUGCUGCCGGAGUGGCUCUCUUGGUGAUCAUCCUGUCCAUGACUGCCUACCUCUGCCGCAGGGCCAAACAGAGGAAGAGCAAGGGACCUAUUGAUGACCGGUCCCAGAAGAAGCCCAUCUACAGGAACAGUGUGGAGUCUUUGCCCUCCACCACUGGAGAUGAACAACCACUGGUGUAAUGAGUGAGAUGGAUGGAGGAGAGGAGAGGAGUGGGGAAGGGAAGAGUGGGGGUGGAAAAGGGAGGGAGUAGAAGGAGAGAAAGAGCCUGCCAGAUUGGAUAAGAGAUGGUUGUGUUUGCCACCGUGUAGCAGAUUGUGUACUGAAUUGAAGAAAGUAUGAAAAGGGCGCGUCAAAAAAGUGGGACAGAAAUGAUUGUUUUACGGCAGUGGUUUCUUUCCAGCAGCUUUGGCAGCAGCACUCGUUCAACAAAAGGUGUGCAAUUUUCUCUAUAUUGAUUUCGCGAGCCAGCAAAAUUGAGAUUCACGAUUGUUGUCAAAGGCAGAAGCUGUGGCUGAGCUUGCUGGUGUGAGCUUUAAAUCUCUCAUGUUUUUUAAGGGGUAACCUUGAGUAAACCUUCUCCUUUUUGCCUGCUAGCCAUUCUUCUAUGGGUCGAGCGCAAGUUCCUUUCAUUGGCAAGCACACAUUAGCAUCUUUUCUUGUUAGAUAAUCAUUGUACCACGCAGGGUUUGAAAUCUUUUACUUUGAUACAGAAUAUUUUAGAUGAAUCAUUGGAUCAUGAGUAAACAGCUUUCUAUCUUGAAAGCACCUUAGCCGAAUUGCACCUUCAGACUGUACCAAGGACUAUGGAAGCACUUUAAAUCUUUUGCACUAUGUUUGAUCUAUUCCUGUAUACUUUUUUUUUGGAAUUUAAUUUCAUUAAACUGCUUUUAAAAUAGA